Messenger RNA from Penicillium samsonianum, 879 nucleotides. RefSeq lists its product as uncharacterized. The record is from RefSeq and is a predicted model, not a curated record. The coding region runs from base 1 to 879 and encodes 292 amino acids. The transcript is spliced from 3 exons. NCBI's taxonomy places the organism in Eukaryota, Fungi, Ascomycota, Eurotiomycetes, Eurotiales, Aspergillaceae.
AUGCAUUUAAAGCUAGGAGCCAGUUUGGCUGUGCUGGCCGUCAGCCAUGUGACAGCUCUCUCGCAGAUAACAGAUGAUGAGAUGGGGUCACUCCUCGAUGCAGGCGGCGUAGAUCUAGCAGACCGCUACGCGCCCAUGUGGUUCUUUGGCCAAGCCCUGAAUCAGCCACCUUGCUAUCCAACCUGGGCGUAUGGCGGCUCACCAAACACAGCGGAUGUCUACGACAGCACCCACAGGACACCGGGUGCGCCGCAGUGUGAGUACCCAGAUGUCGGGUGCAAUUGCCGCAACCCUGGCGUUGAUGCCGGGAAUCCGGGUCCUGCAUUUCCUGUGUAUUAUACAUACCGAAAAUGCAGCGAUACCGAGGUGCGCGUCGUGUAUAAUCUCUUUUACGAGAAAGACGGCGCAGAGUUUGUUGGCAUCGACACUGGACAUGACUACGACUGGGAGCGAGUAGUAAUCAUUCACUCUCGGGAUGACAGCAAGAUGUGGGCGCCAUCGCGCGCCCUGCUCUCUGCGCAUAGCGGGUACCACAACCUGGCCUGGGGUGAUAUCCAAAACACCCUAACGACCAACGAGGUCAACGCCGGAAGUGCCAAAGACCCGAACGGUGUACGGAAUAAUGACCAUCCCAAGGUGUAUGUGUCGUGGUCGAAGCAUGCUCACUUCGAUACUCGCAAUACCGGGUGGAACGACCCGGCGAGUCAGUCACUGGAUAAUGCAUUCCGGAGCGAUGAUUGGUGGUAUUUUGUCGAGCCACAGUACUAUAUCCGAGCCGAUGAUAGUACGGAGGCUGGUAAGGUUAUUGGGGCUGCUAAUUGGGGUAGCGCAACUAGUGACCCGGUGUCGGUGCACUCUGGUGUAUGCAAUGCCUCAUAG